AUUCCUGCUAAAGCUUCGCCUAGUCACCACCGCGCCCGCGCACGGCUCUCGUCCCUGUCGCGACUGCCUGAGCUUCACCUUGUCCUCAUCCUCGACACCUUCUCCCCCUUUAAAAUCCCAAGCAUCUCUCCAUCAAGCCUCACCCACCACUACACCCACAGAGCAGAGAGCAGCUAGCUAUCUAUCCAUCGUGUGAUCGAUCAUCCAUCGUCCCGCACACUGCACACACAAGACAGCGCGGCAGAGGAGGAGAUGGUGAAGAUUCCUAGCCCGAGGAGGCUGUUCAGGAGCCGGUCCAAGAGCACGGUGGGCGGCAUCGGCGGGGUGGACAUGUGCGCCAUGGUGGCCGAGCACGAGAGGAUCGAGUGGGAGGUGCGGCCCGGCGGGAUGCUUGUGCAGAAGCGCCGGGCGCCGGACGACGACGACGUGGUCGAGGCCAUCCUGGUGCGGGUGUCCGCCGGCUGCGGCGGGUGGCAGCACGACGUGUCCAUCGACGCCACCGCCACCUUCGGCGACCUCAAGGUGCUGCUGUCGCUGGCCACCGGGUUGUGGCCCAGGGAGCAGCGGCUGCUGUACCGGGGCCGGGAGCGAGACGACGGUGACCACCUGCACAUGGCCGGCGUCCAGGACAAGGACAAGGUGCUGCUCCUGGAGGACCCUGCCAUGACCGAGAGGAAGCUCCGGUCCACCACCCUCGCGCAGCUCAUGGGGGUGCCCUGCCACUCCUUCAUCCAAGUCUAAGAAAAGAAACACAUCCUCCUGAUCGAUCGAUUUUUCUUUCUUUCUCGCCGGCUGCUCUUGCUUGGGCGAAGAUCGAUCGGUUUCCUUCUUUCUUCAGAGUUUUAUUGGUUUUAACUUUUAACACAGAGCCUGGAUUCGGCCGGUUAAAUCGAAACAUCUGCAUCGUUAUUAGGACACACUUUCGUACAGUACAGCACAUAUUGUAAAUUAUUAUUUUAUAAUAUGUAUAAGGAGACAAUGACA
Messenger RNA from Triticum aestivum (bread wheat), 984 nucleotides. RefSeq names its product BAG family molecular chaperone regulator 4-like. The record is from RefSeq and is a predicted model, not a curated record. Bases 253 to 741 code for a protein of 162 amino acids. The transcript has a single exon. Gene Ontology annotation, molecular function: protein binding. Lineage: Eukaryota; Viridiplantae; Streptophyta; Magnoliopsida; Poales; Poaceae.